Molecule: messenger RNA, 852 nt
Organism: Lolium perenne
Lineage: Eukaryota; Viridiplantae; Streptophyta; Magnoliopsida; Poales; Poaceae
Biological process (GO): lipid catabolic process
Source: RefSeq, a predicted model, not a curated record
ACUCCUCUCCUCCACCGCCCGCCCCACCAGGCCACCACCGCUCCAGCUGCACCUCGUCACCUCCGGAACAAUCAAGCCAAGCAAUCCAAUUAAAAUACUCGGCAAGGCAGCAACGCCAACACCACCAGUAACCACCUAGUUACCGGCGGAGCUCGCCAGCGCGAGCCGGCGGCCAUGUCGGUGUCGUGCGGGCUGGAGUGCGUGCUCUGCGUCGGCUGCGUGCGCUGGGCCUGGAAGCGCCUCACCUACAUCGGCGCCUACGACAGCGACACCUGGCCGCCCGCCGCCGCCGACGACUUCCGCCCCGUCCCGCGCAUCUGCCAGAUCAUCAUGGCCAUCAACGAGGACGACCUCGCCAACCCCAAGUUCGCGCCGCCGGGGCUCGGAUACGCCGACAUAGACGCCGCUGGCAUCGUCAAGCGCACCACCUACGCCGACGUCGGCGCAGACUGCCCGCCCUACAUCGUCUACGUCGAUCGACGCCACAACGAGGUCGUCCUCGCCGUCCGCGGCCUCAACCUCGUCCGCAACGCCGACUACCAGGUCCUCAUGGACAACAAGCUCGGGAAGCAGAUGUUCGACGGCGGCUACGUGCACUACGGCCUGCUCAGGGCGGCGCAGUUCAUCCUCGAGAAGGAGACGGACGCGCUGCGGGACCUACUGCGCAAGCAAGGUGCCGGAUGCAGGCUCGUCUUCGCGGGCCACUCGCUCGGCUCCGGCAUCGCAGCGCUCAUGACCAUACUCGUCGUCAACAACCGCAGGGCGUUCGACGAUAUUCCCAGGAGCCACGUACGCUGCUACGCGCUCGCCCCGAGACCUCCUCGCCGUCGAACACCUUGCGGGCGGCGAUGA